AUGGAGGAGCAUCAUCAUCAAAGAAACACCCACAUGAAUCAAUCGCCACCACCACCGCCGCCGCACCAGCAUUUGCCUAACGGAUUUCCGUACGGGUUGUUAUCUCCGGCGGUUUUGAACGAUACCCACCUGAUGCCUGUUAAUCUUCCGUCGUCGAUUGACGUUGAUCAGACCCUGUCCAAUGCUAUAUCCUCCCUCAAUCUCUCACAGAGGGACCGCUGGACGUUCCUGCCGCACACUCUCGACAACGAACACGGCGGCGUUGGUUCUCCGAUCGGCGGCGAGGGUUUUAUUAUUACCCCUUUUCGUAGUAACAGCAGUUCCGUUAGCUUAGAGGAAAGUUUGAGGGUUUCAAACGCCGAUUAUCAACGGACUUAUUUCGGUGUGGCUCAUCCUAACCCCCUUCCGAUAGACCAUCUUCCUCCUCAUCAGCAUUAUCCAUGUCCUCUGCAAAUAAGCUAUAACAGAGAAUUUCUUCAAGGCUCAUGUUCUUCUGGGUUUGACCCACGGUUUGACUUUGACCAAAGGUCUUACUUGCUCUCCAAGCAACGAUUGUACUCUACACAACAGCUCAAUUCCUAUCAUAAUCGUUGUUCAUUAACCCCUGCUGUUGGAACCCUUGAUCAAUCUCUUCUUGGCAGCUCGAAUUUUUUCAUGUCUCGGGAUAAUAUUUGCCAUAGUAACAAUCAUAGUUGUGAUGGGAUGUCAGAUAAAUUGCAAAAUCAACAGUUUUUGAGUCUCUUGCCUUUGAAAGAAUUAAGGGGAAUGGUUUAUUUUCUGGCCAAGGAUCAAAAUGGGUGUAGAAUACUUCAAUCCAAGUUUGAAAACCCAACAAAAGACGAGAUUGACCUUGUUUUAUCUGAGGUGGUGGGCUCAAUUGCUGAUUUGAUGAAGGAUCAGUUUGGAAAUUAUUUAAUUCAGAAGCUUGUUUCUGUGUGUAAUGAUGAUCAGAAGACAGUGAUACUUCGUGAGUUGACUGAGGGAUCCAUUGAGAUCAUUCUUGUCUCCGUGAGUCCAUAUGGGACAAGGGCAAUUCAAAAAUUGUUGGAGAACUUGAAAGACCCAAAUCAGAUUAUGAUGGUAAUCAGGGCUUUACAUUGUGGGGCUGCUAAAUUGGCCAAUGAUCCAAAUGGUCACCAUGUUCUUCAGUACUGUUUGCUUCAUUUUGAUAGUGAUUUCAAUCAGCUUAUUCUGGAUGAAAUUGCGGAUAAUUGCUUCAAAGUUGCAACAGAUAGAAGCGGCUGCUGUGUACUGCAGGCAUGUGUGGAGCAUUCUCGUGGCAAAGCAAGAAACCGUCUGAUUGCUGAGAUCAUGGCCAAUGCAAUUCACAUAGCAGAAGAUCCUUUCGGCAACUAUGUGCUGCAACACAUGGUGGGACUAAAGUUACCAGACUUAACCCAACUGCUUGUGAGACAACUUCAAGGCAAUUUUGCAUCUCUUUCACGAAACAAAUACGCUAGUAAUGUUGUGGAGAAAUGUUUGAUUGAAUCGGGACCAGAAAUAUCCACAAACAUCAUUCUUGAGUUGGUUGGAAGCCCAAAUCCCUCAUUGCUUCUCGUAGAUCCAUAUGGGAAUUUCGUCAUCCAGUCUGCACUAAAGGUUUCAAAGACUUUGUGCACAGGGGUUUGCACACGAGUGUCUGCGGAAGCUGAUUUCAAGAAACGUAACGGCAAUGCAAAGCAAUUUGUAUGGUAA
Messenger RNA from Cynara cardunculus var. scolymus (artichoke), 1695 nucleotides. Its product is annotated as putative pumilio homolog 8, chloroplastic. Gene Ontology annotation, biological process: post-transcriptional regulation of gene expression. The transcript is spliced from 5 exons. Lineage: Eukaryota; Viridiplantae; Streptophyta; Magnoliopsida; Asterales; Asteraceae. Bases 1 to 1695 code for a protein of 564 amino acids. Gene Ontology annotation, cellular component: cytoplasm. The record is from RefSeq and is a predicted model, not a curated record. Gene Ontology annotation, molecular function: mRNA binding.